GGCGUGUCUGUUGUCAGGGGUCAUGUGACCAUGAAAGUCCUGUCACUGGUAUAAAUCCUCAGACAGAGCACGUAUUGCUUCUCUCGCAGUCCUGUAUCCGGUUCGGUCCUGCUAUUACGUGAGCUAUGGCAGACCAGGCUUUUGUCACCCUCGCCACAACUGACAACUAUGCCAAAGGAGCAAUGGUACUUGGCAAGUCCUUGAGGAACCACAACACAUCAAGGAAACUAGUGGCCCUGAUUGGCCCCCAUGUCUCAGAACCCUCCAGAGCAGUGCUUCGUAAGGUCUAUGAUGAGGUCAGGCUGGUGGAUGUGCUGGACAGUGGGGAUGCUGCACACUUGGCCAUGAUGAAGAGACCUGACCUGGGUGUCACCUUCACAAAACUCCACUGCUGGACUCUUACAGAAUAUUCCAAAUGCGUGUUUAUGGAUGCAGAUACUCUAGUUUUGUCUAACAUAGAUGAGUUAUUUGAGAGGGAGGAGCUCUCUGCUGCACCAGAUCCCGGCUGGCCUGAUUGCUUCAACUCUGGUGUGUUCGUCUUCCAUCCCUCCAACGAAACUUAUGGGAAGCUUCUCACCACCUGCUCAGAGAAUGGCAGCUUUGAUGGUGGGGAUCAGGGCGUUCUCAACUGCUUCUUCAGCAAUUGGGCAACAGCAGACAUUUCAAAACACCUUCCUUUCAUCUACAACCUCAGCAGUAUUGCCAUCUACACCUAUCUCCCAGCAUUCAAGCAAUACGGCCGUGAUGCCAAGGUAGUUCAUUUCCUUGGCAAAGUCAAACCGUGGGAUUACAGUUAUGACACCACAAGCAAAACAUUAAAGGGACAUUCCCAGGAUGCUUCUGACAUGCACCCCAACUUCUUGCUGCAAUGGUGGGAGCUUUUCUCUUCUUCAGUAUUGCCCCUCAUGAAGGAGGAAUACGGUGAACAGCCCUUCUAUUCCGGAUGCACAGAGAGUGAUAUUCAGGUUGACGUGGCUCAGAUGCACAUUUCCCAUCAUCCCCCUCCACCCCAGAUAUCGUCUCAGGAGCGCAAACAGAAGUGGGAACAGGGCCAAGCUGACUACUUGGGAGUGGACUCUUUUGAGAACAUCGAGAAAAAGCUAGAUUCUUUCUUGAAGUGAGAGACUCGUAGAAACCUAUAAUCAGAUCUAGUUUUGUACUAGGGUAUGUAUAGGCCACGAAAUUACAUUAAAAAAAAAAAAAAAAAGUCCUCUAAUUUUUAUACCAGUCCAGAUCAUCUGUGCAGCUCAACUAUUUGACCUCUUACACAUAGUGAUUGCAACAGUUAUUAGAUGACAAUGUGUCUAAAUUUCAGAGGAGACAUGACAUAACCAAUCAGUCAUGGUUUCUGAUCUCACUGAAGAAGACACUGUUACUUUUUUAUUAUUUAAAAUAUCAAAAUGUAAAUGUUAUGGACCUACAACUGAUUUGCCUUUUGUGUGGUUGUAAAGAUCAGAAACAUUUGAAGAAAAAAAAGAGAAACAUACAGCAAACAAAACAAUACCAAACCUUGUAAAUGUCUAAUAUACUGUACACCACUCAAUGCUCAAUAUUAAUCAUCUAAUGACCACCUUUGCAAUGAUACUGUGUUUACAAUACACACUGUGUGCUGCCAACUCGCUUGCAUUGUUAAUACUGGCUCUGAUACACAUCAGCAACUCUUAUUGUGUGAACCAAGGUCAUUCUGCUCUUGCAUACUGGGACCAGGGAUGGGGCACAAGGGUUUUGCUAAACCUUGUUAUAAUGCUGGGAACCCUGUAGCUGUUGUUAACUAGUUCGUAACUUCUGUAGCUCUUCUCCAACCUGCAACAUCUGAAAUAAAGAUCUAGUAAUAUGA
Messenger RNA from Carassius carassius (crucian carp), 1837 nucleotides. RefSeq names its product glycogenin-1-like. Gene Ontology annotation, cellular component: cytoplasm. NCBI's taxonomy places the organism in Eukaryota, Metazoa, Chordata, Actinopteri, Cypriniformes, Cyprinidae. Gene Ontology annotation, molecular function: glycosyltransferase activity. Bases 126 to 1121 code for a protein of 331 amino acids. The record is from RefSeq and is a predicted model, not a curated record. The transcript is spliced from 7 exons.